CAUUUCGAAGCGGAGGCGCGCGCCUGCGGUUCCGCCCGCCAGUUGCUGCGACUCAUCCCCACCCCGCUCCGCUCGCCCUUCGCCGCCGCGACGGCAACCGCCGAUGGCUCCUCCACGCCGCCCCCCUCCUUCCCGACCCGCUAAACACGCCGUGUUCCUCUUCCUCGCCGCGGCCGCCCUCGUCGGGCCCGCCGUCGGGGUGGAGAUCCUCUCCAAGUCCCGCCUGGAGCGCUGCGCCCUGGACUCGGGGGCCGGCGGUGCCCUCGCCUGCGACCGCAAGCUCGUCCUCAACCUCGCCGUCCCCAGCGGCUCCAGCGGCGGCGAGUCGUCGCUGGUGGCGCAGGUGGUGGAGGUCGAGGAGAACGAUGCGCAGGCGAUGCAGACGGUGCGGGAUCCCCCCGUCAUCACCAUCAACAAGUCCGCCGUCUACGCGCUCUACGCCCUCAGCUACAUGAGGGAUGUUGCUUAUAAACCAGAGGAAAUGUUUACCAAGACACAUAAAUGUGAGUCAGAUGCUGGUGCUGAUGUUGUUGGAGUUUGUGAAAGGUUAUGGGAUCAGAACGGUCACGUAAUUGAGCAGACAGAGCCGGUUUGUUGUCCAUGUGGGCCUCAUCGCCGUGUUGGUUCGUCUUGCGGAUCAAUUUUUGAUAAAAUGAUUAAAGGCAAAGCUAAUACGGCUCACUGUGUACGUUUUCCAGGUGAUUGGUAUCAUGUUUUUGAAAUUGGGACAAGGUCAACUGGGUACAGCAUCAGAGUACAAGUAAAGAAAGGCUCUUCUGUAACGGAGGUUAUUGUUAGUCCAGAGAAUAAAACAGUUGUUUCUAAAGAUAACUUUCUGAGGGUAAAUCUCAUUGGUGACUAUGUUGGUCACGAUAGUAUGCCAACAUUUGAAGACUUCUAUCUUGUGACUCCACGGGAGGCUGGUGGUGACGGUCAACCGCAAGUUCUUGGCGAUGAGUUUUCCAGGUGGAUGCUGUUGGAGAGAGUCCGGUUUACAUUAGAUGGACUUGAGUGCAACAAGAUUGGUGUUGGGUAUGAAGCUUACAGAAACCAGCCUAACCUCUGUGGAUCACCAUUUGGGAGCUGUUUGUACAAUCAGCUUUGGAAUUUCAAGGAGUCUGACGACAAUCGAAUAUACAGAAACCAAGAGCCCCAGUAUAUUGUGCAGGGAAGAUUUGAUAGGAUCAACCAACACCCGAAUGCAGGAGCUCAUUCAUUCUCUAUUGGAAUCACAGAAAGUCUGAAUACUAAUUUGCUGAUAGAGCUGAGUGCUGAUGAUAUAAAUUAUGUAUACCAGAGGAGUCCAGGGAAAAUAAUUGACAUUAAUGUCCCUACAUUUGAAGCCUUAAGCCAAGUUGGUACUUCCAAGGUCACAAUUAAGAACAUUGGCAAACUGGAAGCUUCAUAUAGCUUGACGUUCGACUGCUUAAGUGGCAUCAGUUAUGUGGAGGAGCAAUUUCAUUUGCAGGAGCAAUUCUUCAUCAUCAAACCUGGCCAAGUGGUUAUCCGCUCAUUCUAUUUGCGUUCCUCAUCAGACCAAGCAUCAAAAUAUCGCUGCUCGGCUAUUUUGAAAGCGUCAGAUUUCAGUGAACUUGACAGAGCAGAAUGCCAGUUCUCGACUACAGCCACCGUUCUUGACAAUGGAACACAGAUCGGCCCACCGAAGCAGCAUAAGAAGGGUGGCAUCAGGGGUUUCAUCGAAGCCAUCGAAACCUUGUGGCGCAACACAUGGGACAGCGUGAUCGAUUUCUUCACCGGCAGAUCAUGCAGCACCAAGUGCACGAGCUUCUUGGACCUGAGCUGCCACAUCCAGUACAUAUGCAUCGGCUGGCUCGUCAUGUUCGGCCUGCUGCUCACCACGCUACCCGCUGUCGCGGUGCUGCUGUGGCUGCUCCACCAGAAGGGCAUGUUCGACCCGCUGUACGACUACUGGGAGGACGUGUUCGGGCCACCGGAGGACGCGCACCCGAAGCACCGGGGAGGCCGAGGCCACCACGCGCACGCCCACACCCACCACCACCACCACCACCACAGCAAGCACCCGCACGCGCACAAGAAGCAUAGCAGCGGGGCGGCCGGGCAGCAGCAGCACCACCAUCACCACCACGUCCUCCACAGGCAGGGCGGCAAGCCCGACGACGGCGAGCAGCACCGGCAUGCAGCAGCGCUCGGCGUGCAGCACAGGGACGCCGGGCACAAGCACCACCGGCAUGGCAAGGCGCCGCAGAGGGAGAGGGAGAGGGCACAAGACCGUGAGCGCGAGCACCGCCACCACCACUCUCGGGCGGCGUAGAAGAUGGUUGUGAUCAACGGGCUCAAUGCCAGUCGAUGGAUAUAUAUAUAUAUAUAUAUAUAUAUAUAUAUAUAUAGGACGCUUGAAGGAAAUUAGGAACUCGUUGCGACUUGUGUGAUUCACGGUGUUCAUUUGUGAUUGGUGCUGUUAAGUUGUACUAGUAGUACUACAUAACAGCUUUUAGUCGUGCGUCAAGUUAUUUUUCAAUGCAUUUGGGAACGGAUGGAUCUCGUAAGCACGCACA
Triticum aestivum (bread wheat) is the source of this 2537-nucleotide messenger RNA. Its product is annotated as protein HAPLESS 2. The coding region runs from base 104 to 2293 and encodes 729 amino acids. The transcript is spliced from 18 exons. The record is from RefSeq and is a predicted model, not a curated record. Lineage: Eukaryota; Viridiplantae; Streptophyta; Magnoliopsida; Poales; Poaceae.